AUGUUCAUCAGUGCAUUGCUAGAAGAACCAUUGAAGGGUGAAAUCAUUACACUUAUGCACGAUUUCAGAGACUAUUUCACAUGGCAUUACCAUAAAAUGCUUGGACUAGAUAGGGGAUUGGUGGAGCACCAAUUGCCGAUAAAGGAAGGAUACCUACUAGUCAAGCAUGCCAGAAGAAGGAUGUUCAUGGAGACAGAAUUGAAGGUUAAAGAAGAAAUAGAAAGACUGGUUAAAGCAGGCUUUAUCAGACCAGCCAUUUAUAUUGAUUGGUUCUCCAACGUUGUACCAGUUCUUAAAAGAAAGACAGGAGUAGUCAGGGUCUACGUGGACUAUGGGAACCUAAAUGAGGCAUCUCCCAAAGAUGAAUACCCCAUGCCAAUGGCAAAUAUGCUAGUAGAUGGAGCCACUCAUAACCAAAUGCUAUCAUUCAUGGAUAGCAAUGCCGGCUACAAUCAAAUAAUGGUGGCAAAAGAGGACAUCCACAAAACUACUUUCAUGUGUCUAGGACAUGUAGGCGCAUUUGAAUACGUUGUAAUGUCUUUUGGCUUGAGAAAUGUUGGGGCUACCUAUCAAAGAGCGAUGAAUUUUGUGUUCCAUGACAUGAUAGGCCAUUCCCUAGAUGUAUACAUAGUUGAUGUGGUGAUUAAGUCUUUAGAAAAGGGAAAUCAAGUGUCUAAUUUGAAGGCAUCUUUCCUAAGAAUGAGACAACACAAGUUGAAGAUGAACCCCAAGAAGUGCGGUAUAGAGAUUGACAAGAACAAAGCGAAAUAUAUUAUAGAAGCAUUGCCACCUGGGAACAAGAAAGAACUACAAAGUCUCUUUGCGAAUAUCAACUUUCUCAGAAGGUUCAUAUCCAAUUAUGCUAAGAAAAUCCAGCCAUUUAGGUGGGAAGAACAGCACCAACAAGGUUUUGAGGAAAUCAAACAUUACCUCUCUAGUCCCCCAGUUCUGUCUUCACCUAGGAGGGGCAAACCACUCAAAUUAUAUGUCUCUGCAUCGGAAGUAUCUAUUGGGAGCCUUUUGGUUCAAGACAACAAGAAAGGGAAGGAGCAUGCAGUCUACUACCUUAGCAGAACUCUGACAGAAGUGGAAAGAAAGUACUCUACGAUUGAAAGAUAUGUCCCUCAGAAGGCUAUCAAAGGGCAAGCUGUUGUAGAUUUCUUGGCAGAUCAUCCAAGAGAUGAAAUUGAGAACAUGAAUUUCAUGGAUAUAGCCAAUGCAUAUAUACUAAACAGAGUUCACAUCUGUCUCAAUAAUCCCAUAUACUCAGUCCAUCUCACCCCUUGGAAGUUGUAUUUUGAUGGAUCUAAAACCGACAUGGCCUCUGGAGCAGGAAUUGUUUUAGAAGAUCCAUUGGGGAUUAGACAUUGUUCUUCAUUCCAGCUAGAUUUUCAAUGCACUGACAACAUAGCAGAGUACGAAGCCUUGAUUAUCUGUCUCGAGAGCUAG
This is a messenger RNA of Prunus armeniaca (apricot), 1449 nucleotides long. NCBI's taxonomy places the organism in Eukaryota, Viridiplantae, Streptophyta, Magnoliopsida, Rosales, Rosaceae. The record is from the annotation of a GenBank genome assembly.